Messenger RNA from Coregonus clupeaformis (lake whitefish), 1062 nucleotides. RefSeq lists its product as uncharacterized. The record is from RefSeq and is a predicted model, not a curated record. The transcript is spliced from 3 exons. The annotation marks the transcript as partial. NCBI's taxonomy places the organism in Eukaryota, Metazoa, Chordata, Actinopteri, Salmoniformes, Salmonidae.
CUCUGCAGGCUGUCUGGUUGUCUGGUCACAGAGGAAGGCUGUGCUUCUCUGGAUUCAGCUCUGAGGUCAAACCCCUCCCACCUGAGAGAACUGGACCUGAGCUACAAUCACCCAGGAGACUCUGGAGUGAAGCUGCUCUCUGCUAGACUGGAGGAUCCACACUGUAGACUGGAUAAACUCAAUGUGGACUUGUGUGGAGAGUGCAGGAUCAAACCAGGCCUGAGGAAAUAUUCCAGUGAGCUCACCCUGGACCCAGAUUCUGCACACAUUGACCUGAGGCUGUCUGAGGAUAGGAGGACAGUGUUGUGGAGAGAGGACAAUGCUAACAGUCAGAGUAGUGCUAGCAUAGGAAACGAAGCUAACAAUGCUAACAGUGGGGAUGGUGCUAGCAUAGGAAACGAAGCUAACAAUGCUAACAGUGGGGACGGUGUUAGCAUAGGAAACGAAGCUACCAGAGGGGAAGAAUCAAAUAAAUGGAUUGAUCCAUCAAUUUGUACAAGAUCCCUGUCUGUGCAUUGUACCAAGGGUUUAUCUACUGGACGUUUCUACUGGCAGGUGGAGGCCACAGGAUGGUUUGAUAUUGGGGUUAUUAUCAACGAAAACAAUAGUAUCUACAAUAUGUAUGACCUCGUGGUAAUAUGUAUGACCUUUAUGGUAUAAUGAUGUCAUGCCAUAGUGUUGUGAGGACAGAGGAAGAGUUAAGAAAUGAGAGGUUUGGGGCCAUAAAGUCUUCAUUCCAUUAUGUCAAGGUAGAUUAGUGAUGUUUAGGAUAGCAUGAGUGAUGUUUAGUAUACUGACUUGGGGUAAAAAGUGAUGAACAUCAAAGACAGGGAGUGCCCAUGGAGACUUGCCAAAUGUAUGUGAAAGGAAUGAGAACCAAAAGGCUAUAUAAGAUAGAGGGUCUUCUUUGUCUAGUUAGUUCAACUGACGAAGGGCAAAGCCAUGUCCGUUUGUUAGAUGAACCCACAAGCUCGUGAUUCUAUAAAUGCUUGGUAUGAAAUCUCCACAGAAUGUCUAAGAAUAUCCUUGCAUCCUUGAUUCUUUGAUACCUGAGAAACUCAU